AUGUUUCCGUUGGACGAGGUUGACGCGCAGUAUGAGCGCAUUGUGCGUUUGAUCCCUGUUGAGGAGCUACAGAGCAGCUACAACAGCGUGUUACAUGUCGAAUUUUCUUCAGUGAAUAAUGCCGUAGACGGUAUAGUGGCAGUUCUGUCCCAUCUGAAGGAGGUGCGCAAUGCAGUAACCAAACUGGAGAAAUACAAGCCCCAGCGCAGUCUAACAAAAACCAUGGACAGAACGUUAGAACUACGACGGGAACUGGAAAUAAAGCUGCAGAGGGUAACACAGUUGAUGGAAGCAGCGAGUGUCAAUAGUAAAAGCCAACGCUAUGAACAAAUUGGGUGUUCUGCCAGUACGGUGGUGGACAACGAGGAGUCCGAGUCCGAAUCGAGUUCGGACUCGGAUUCGGGCUCAAGUUCUGAAUCGGAAGAUGAAGAUGUCUCAAUUGACCCUCGACGACGAUUUCUUCUCCAACACACCAAAGAUGUUGAAAACGAUGUUGGAAACUGUGCGGGCGGCCUAUUUACUGGACGGAACAAGUUGGUUUCAGACUUGGAAAAGGAAAAUGCUGCUGUUGUUCGACCUUCGCGGCGAUUGAAUCUAUUGUCACCUGCAGACUCUCAUUGA
Messenger RNA from Phytophthora nicotianae INRA-310, 621 nucleotides. RefSeq lists its product as hypothetical. NCBI's taxonomy places the organism in Eukaryota, Oomycota, Peronosporomycetes, Peronosporales, Peronosporaceae. Bases 1 to 621 code for a protein of 206 amino acids. The record is from RefSeq and is a predicted model, not a curated record. The transcript has 2 exons.